Messenger RNA from Phyllopteryx taeniolatus (common seadragon), 602 nucleotides. It is a transcript of the gene fxyd11, whose product is annotated as FXYD domain containing ion transport regulator 11. Lineage: Eukaryota; Metazoa; Chordata; Actinopteri; Syngnathiformes; Syngnathidae. Gene Ontology annotation, cellular component: membrane. The record is from RefSeq and is a predicted model, not a curated record. The coding region runs from base 16 to 387 and encodes 123 amino acids. Gene Ontology annotation, molecular function: ion channel regulator activity. Gene Ontology annotation, biological process: regulation of monoatomic ion transport. The transcript has 7 exons.
CACAAAUAGAUAUACAUGCACGUACACAAUAGUUUAUACUCUAAACAAAGAGGAGGACCAAGUGCCACAAAAUCAGGUGAAAAUGAAAAUAAAGACUUUAAUCCGGGCUGCGGCUUUGCAACAUUCAGACAAUCUUUUGCACCUCUCUACUCAUCUGUUCAGGUAAGCCAAGUUCUGAAGAUGGGGCAUCUCACGUUUGUGGCUGUGAUGGCAGUGCUCUUCACUCUCUUCAAUGAAACUGAAGCAAGUGCAUUUGUUUAUAACUAUGAAAGGCUGCGAAUUGCAGGCCUGAUUUGUGCCGGCCUUUUAGUCAUCGGAGGAGUUGGUAUUUUACUGUACAACAAGUGCUCCAGACGCUCCAACAAAGACGAUGACAGUGAAAUCUGAUAUGGAACCUGACGAACCGGUUUCCUUGUGGGAGAAGCUCGAGCAGGCAGGACAUGGGUGGAGUGGAAAUAAAGGGUGGGUGGACAUUUGGAGGAAACGCGCCAUCUUGGGUAGAUCUGCACAUUUCGGGGUCGGGGGGAGAAUUGGUAAAGAAGUCUGAUGUGUUGUUUGUCUUAAGGUGCAAGAUCUGAAUAAUAAAUGAUCCCUGAAUUGUU